Messenger RNA from Tripterygium wilfordii, 4269 nucleotides. Its product is annotated as structural maintenance of chromosomes flexible hinge domain-containing protein GMI1-like. The transcript has 31 exons. Lineage: Eukaryota; Viridiplantae; Streptophyta; Magnoliopsida; Celastrales; Celastraceae. The coding region runs from base 17 to 4102 and encodes 1361 amino acids. The record is from RefSeq and is a predicted model, not a curated record.
AGGGCCUAUUGCCUCUAUGCAUUUAGGGAGGCGUGCUCGAGUUUCAUCCAAGACUAAAGACUCCAAGAAAGUUUUUACACUGUAUCUUGAGAGAGAGGCUUUGCUAAACAACCGUAGUUACGAAUUAACUUGGAGGACUGAUGGCGGCAUCAGGAUUGCCAAACAAGAUGAAAUUGGGAAGUCACCUCAUGGAAGCUUUACGAAGGUAGAUAUCGUGGAGCUUAAGAUGAAAGUCUUGGACAUGUUCAAACUCCAAUGCAAGCUGAAGGAUAUUUAUUUUCCAUAUAUUCAGUGUGAUGAAGUUUCCAACACAGGGAAGACCAGUAGACCUAUUGAGUUUCAGGUCAAUGGUGUUGAUUUAGCAGAAAUUGAAGGUGGGGAGGUUGCCAUCACCAACUUGCAUUCCUGCAAUGGUCCAGAGUUUAUAUUUCAGCUUCAUUUGUCCUUCACACAAGAAAAUGGGGCUUCUCUAGAAGCUAAUGCACGCCUCCGAUGUGUUUAUUUUCCUAUUGUUGAGGGAAAAGAGAACAUUGAGAGAAUCUUGGAGAAGUUGGAAGCUGAAGGAUCUGGGACUACAGAAAGAUGUGAAAGCUUUAGUCGUGUCUCUAUCCGUCGGCUUGGUCGUCUACUUCUAGAUGCUCGCUGGGCAUCGCUUCCUUUUAUGGAAUGUAGGCAAAAAAAAGGAGAUAGGGCUCAGUUGCUGAAGCGAUGUUGCUCAAGAGUUAAAUGUUUCAUUGAAACUGAUGCUGGUUUCAAUCCUACGCCUUCUAAGACUGACUUAGCGCAUCACAAUCCUUUUACAAUCACACUGAAGAAUUUUGGCAGUAAGUCUCUUGAGAAACAAAAAGAUGUCACUCUUAAAAUUUAUCGAGGUGGGAAAAUGGUAACACCUUCGAAUCUGGAAAGGGAGUAUCAAGAUUGGAUCCUUCAGAUGCAUGAGUGUUAUGAUCAGGAAAUUGACUCAGGAGAGGAUCAGCCAGUUCUUGUAAUUGGUCCUGCCAAUAAAAAGUCAUUUGGCAUUUCUUCUGAUGUUGUAAGGGUGCACAGGAUAUUGAAGAGGAAGGGGAUAUUUUGGAAACAUGGCCAAAAAAUAAAAGUUCUAAAGGGUGCAUGUGCUGGAUUCCACAGGAACAAUUUCUAUGCCAUAUUAGAAUAUUUCUUGAUUGAAGGAUUUCAAGGCGAAGCUGGUGGGGAAGGUCGAGUUAUAUGCAGACAAAUGGGUAUCCCGGAUGAGGAGGGCUGCAUCCUUGAUGUCAAUAAUGAGAAUGCCAGUUUAGAUAUUCGUCGCUCUUUGUCCUUACCCAUAAGUGUUAUUGAUUCUGGAAAGUGUGUUGUUAUUGAUGCUGUGGAAUGGAAUACCCAACUUGAGAAGGAACAUCUAAAAUCUCCUUCCACUAUUGAACUGCUGUGUGCACACCGUUGUCGAGUUUUGAAGGUCAAUGGGGAGGCAUUACCAGUAGACCUUGAAGUUCCUGCUGGACAAGAUCCUCCGAGGGAAAUUGUGGCAGUUGUUCGUCCUGCUAGUUAUGUUGUUUCAAAAUCAGAUGUUUUGAAAGGCUUGGAUCAAAAGUAUAUCGUGAAGAGUAAUUUGGAGAUGAUUAUGGAAGUUAAAUUCAGAGGUGAAGGAGAAGGUGAAGAUCGUGAAGAUGUUGGUCACAUAUAUUUAGUUCGUGUGAAACCCUUAUGUCGUAAUGGUAUUGACGGAUUCUAUAUUUUUCCACUGAGAAACAAGUUGCCCAAACUAUUUCAACAAGCUGGUCUUUAUGUAUUUUCUUUCUCCAUUGAUGGGUCAAGUUGUCAGAAUUUUGUGAAAACGGUGCUGGUUAAGGCCUCUUCUAAGGUUGGUGGGUGGAAACUUUUGAGUGAGGAACAUAGUUUAGAAUAUAGUGUGAGCCUGGGAUCAUAUAUUCCACCUUUGUCUAUUUCUUGUUAUGACACCUAUGGAAAUCGAAUGCCAUUUACUUCUGUUCCAAAAUUGAUGGUGAAACUUGAUACAAAUGAGGGUGUGCUUGUCAAUGUAAACAAGAUGAAGGCAGCUCUUUCUUCUGACAAAUUGGUUUUGGAAGUUAAGGAGUUACUAAUUGAGACCAAUGAGUUGGAUAAAAUUAGACCAAGUUAUAGAGCCACUUUGGUGAUAUCUCCUCAAGAUGAGUUGGUUUCUGUUUGCAUUCCAUGUGAAGUUGCUCCUGGAUUUCUUCAGCGUGUCAUAGCCCAAGCAUCAACACCAGGAAAUUGCUUGGUUCCAGGUUUCUUGUUUAAGAAAUUCAUCUUAGAGAUGUUUGAUGCUUAUGGUAACCAUGUUAGAGAAGGCUUCAAAGUUGAGUUGAAUGCAAAUGGAUUUCAAUUCAAAGAUUGCUUAGGUCUAAAGAGGAAGGUGGACAAUAAAGGUUGCAUUGACCUUAGUGGAAUUUUGGAACUAACGACAGGUUAUGGAAAAAUUGCUUCUAUUUCUGUAUUAUUCAAAGAGGAAGUUAUUUUUGAGCAAGAAUUUCAAACUGAGAAGCGGGAAUUGAGAAUCGCAUCUGAGAUGCCCGAGUUUUGUAUUGCUGGUUCACAACUUGAUAAUAUAAUUUUUGAAAUUGUGAACUCUGAGGGCCAUGUUGACAAGACUAUUCACGACGAUGAAAGACUUGGCCAUUUCCAUACGCUUAAGAUCAAGUCAGACUCAUUUAAUGCUGAAGAUUCUCUUCGAUAUACUUUCAAGCAUGGACGCUGCACUGUUCCCUCUAUUUUCCUCCCAAAAAAUGAAGGCAGCUUUUGCUUGGUAGCUGCCCAUCCGAGGCACCAGGAGCUACAAUUGAGUGUCAAGAUUCCUAUUUUGAGAGGCCCAAAAGUGGAGUAUGAAAAUUCGAAGUCGCCAGUAUCAGAGGCAAAGUCUUUGGCCAUCCAAGAUUCUCUUGAUCAUGCAGGAAACCUUACACCAUCCAUUGUGAGAACUCCAAAGGGAUUUGAUGAUAUUUACAGAUAUGGUUUACAAAUUGCGGACUGCGAAAAGGAACUGUCAAAUCUCAAUAAUCAGAGGGCUGAACUUGACCAAAUCAUCUCUUUCUUUCGAGGUGAUCUGGAAUAUAUGGUAACUAGUCCAGCCAUGGAGCCGUAUCUGGUAACUAGUCCAGCCAACCAGUCCGCCAAAGAGGAUAUGAUAAGACAGAUUGAAAGUAGGUGCCAUUCUGCUGCGGCUGUUGUGUGUUCUCUUUCUAGAGAAUCUUCAGUAUUGGAUCCACAACAUCAUUUCAUGGGGGAUAUGGUUGGCCUCGUUGCAUUGCUUGGGACAGUGUCCUCCGAUAAGAUUAGCAGAGUACUGGCAGAGUACUUGGGAGAAUAUCAAAUGCUUGCUGUGGUUUGCAAAACCUAUGAGAGUGCAGAUGCCCUUGAGAAGUACAGGCAGAAUGGAGAAGUAGAUUGCAAGCUUGCUCUUCAUGGCAAAGCUGCUUCACUUGGGAAAACCAUUGAUGGAAGAUUUCUAGUUAUAUGUCUCGAGGAUAUAAGGCCAUACACUGGUGAUUUGCAAAAGCUGGAUCUGCAGAGGCGGCUUGUACUGCCAAAUCCUAUGUUACCGGAUGGAAAUAUUCCGUGUGGCUUUAUAGGCUAUGCAGUUAAUAUGGUAGACCUGAAUGUCCCUCAUUUAUGGACAAUGACAUCUGCAGGUCAUGGUCUUCGAGAGACAUUGUUCUAUCAUCUUUUUGGCGAGCUUCAAGUUUACGAAACAAGGGAACACAUGAAAGAAGCCCGUGCUUGCAUAGAGCAUGGUGCUGUAUCUCUUGAUGGUGGCAUAUUGAGAGAGAAAGGAUUUCUGUCUCUUGGAUAUGGGAAUCCUGGUAUUUGCUUUCCAGUUGUCGCAACGGGUAAUGAGGAGCAUUGCCUUCCUGAAAGCGUGGUAAACAUGAUGAACCAAAUGGAGGAAAAAAGGCAAGAGCUGAGAGAGACAAUAAAAUCAAUCAGCAUUAAAACAAGACAAUAUGAUAAAGUCAUGAAGAAGUUCAAGAAGAGAUAUAGGAAGCAAACUGAAUUAUUUGAUCGUUUGCAAAGCUACCAAUCCAACAUGGAGAACAGAUUGGAAGCAGCCUCCACUCAAUACUCUGGUUUCUCCCCCCACUUCUGAUUUUUUUUUUUUUUUGUGCAUAAUCUUUUGUCAAGUUUGUAGAAGGUCAGAAUUACUGCUUAUCUCCCUCCACUUGUUAAGAACUGUAAGUUAGAAUCUCAUUGGAGUUGGGAUGGAUAUCAUGUAAAACUGUUGAUCAUCUAAAUUUUUAGUGGAAGUGUUGUGCG